Messenger RNA from Saccostrea cuccullata (small rock oyster), 3666 nucleotides. RefSeq names its product protocadherin Fat 3-like. The record is from RefSeq and is a predicted model, not a curated record. Gene Ontology annotation, cellular component: plasma membrane. The coding region runs from base 67 to 3354 and encodes 1095 amino acids. Gene Ontology annotation, biological process: homophilic cell-cell adhesion. Gene Ontology annotation, molecular function: calcium ion binding. The transcript is spliced from 19 exons. NCBI's taxonomy places the organism in Eukaryota, Metazoa, Mollusca, Bivalvia, Ostreida, Ostreidae.
CUUUUAGUUAGAUAUAAUGGACAGAAAUGGAUUGAUUUUACCCUCAUUGAGGAGAUUUUGUUAAAUAUGAAGCCUGCCUUGAGUCUGUUCUUCGUUGUCCUUUUCCAAUUUCUUGAUCAGGCACAGGGAGGAUGCGGUCCUUCCCAGUCCGACAUUAUCUUUGUGACGGAUGAGUCCGGUUCCGUCGGAUCCUAUAACUUCCAGCUGACCCUCGAGGCACUGAGAGACUCGGUGGCCCUCCUGGACAUAGACUCGGGCAACGUCCGCGUCGGGGUGAUGUGUUUCCAGUCUUCACAAAGAACCAUAUUUCAUCUGAAUGCCUACAGCUCGGUCUCCAGUAUGCAGACCGCCAUUAUGAAUAUUGACUACAGGGCCGGUGGAACGAGGAUAGGUAGUGCUAUGAGGUUUACAAGGGAAAACAUGUUUCUUUCAAACAAAGGUGACCGCGCAGGCGCAACAAACAUAAUGGUUGUCCUCACAGACGGUGUCUCCAAUGACAACGAACGUGCCGAGGCCGCUCUCGUCAAGGCCGCCGGCAUUGUAAUCAUAUCAGUCGGGAUCGGAAACAAUCUGGAUGUUCCUAUGUUGAUAGACAUUGCACACGAUCCGUCACAUUACUUACAAACAGAAUACUCCCAGUUAGCUGUGACCCUCUCCGCAUUCGUCCAGUCUAAAGUGCCGUGUCCAUGGUAUUGCGAUACCGGUGGCGGUUUUGAAAGAGGGGGUGAUCUCUCUAAGACCUCAUCUAUUAAUAGCAAUUCAGGUGUGACGUACAUACUGGAGGACACCUCGUCCUCUAUAACGUGCUGUGGGGCCGUGGAGUCUUGGUCGCUGUAUCCUAAAAGGUCCGGGUCGAUUUACCUCCAGAUUUGGCGCCCUCUGUCGGGAUCCAGCUACAAACUGGUUGGCUACAAUUACCUCUGCAUACACUCUGGAAACAUCAACAGGAUCGUCAAGUACAUCGUUCCUGAUAACGAGAGAAUAACUGUAAAUGAUGGAGAUAAAAUUGGAUGGUAUAGUCCUGGACAAGAAAUGAUACCGUACACUUCCACCGGAAGUAAUAACCAGAGGCGAUUCUCGUGGGGAACUACAACAGUUGGGACAACAAAAAGUGUUUCCUCUUACUCCAGCAUCAACGCUCAGUUUGCCCUCAAACUCAACUUAGAGAAUGAUACGAGCGACUUGUGGUUUGUAAACUCGGGCAGGACAAUACACCUGUAUGACAAUGCAGCGCCUGGAACACAGGUAUACACCGUGGUAAAUGGACAGCGUACACAGGAUAUACUCACAAGAACCAUGAGUGAUCCAAGCGGAAAAUUUACCUGGAACUCCAACUCAGGUGUUGUGAGUACAACUUCCUCGCUCGUCAAUGGACAGACCUACACAAUGACGUUUACAGCAAAGAAGACAUGUUUAAACACGACCAUAUCUGGGGGUUCAUUGUCAGUCAAGGUUUCAAACACUCCGCCGCGGAUCACAUCACUCCCCGCCGUUAUGACGUUGUCGGAGAACCAAGAAAGCAGUAAAACCCUCCACGUGUUGACUGUAGCAGACGACACCGAUACCACAGUGACGUGUUCCAUCGUCUCUGUCGAUCCAUCGUCUGCAACGUCACUGUUUUCCCUCAACAGAGCUUCCUCAAUGAGUUACAAUCUGCUUCUAAAUAGUAACCCUGGCUUUGAUUAUGACACCAAUAAGAAGUACGAAAUAAAGCUCUCCUGUACAGAUGGGAAACACAGUCCAGUUUACGGAUAUUUCAAACUAUUCUUGCAACGUAACGUCCGCCCGGAGUUAAGUAAUAUUCCAGUCAAUGGAUACUCAUACAGUGCCAGUUCCAGAAGUAACAUGACGGACUUUAUAACCCUUACCGCCACUGACCCCGAUAACUCGGACUUCACGUACGCCUUUGAAUACUGUGGACCUUAUUCAUGUCCGGUCUGGAUGCUUGAUGAUAGCAGUGGUUUAGUUGAAUACAAUCAAAGUAUGGGAGGAUGGUGGAAAGGUGGUUUUAAUGUCGGAUUUUCUGUGACAGACGGCAAAACAAAAUCCAAAACCAAAUAUAUUCCAGUUCACCUUACCGGUUACAGAUACGGUCCCUCGUACAUAAGCCUUCCGACCCAACACAAUAUAUACAUCAACGAGAAGAUUCCAACAAACCAGUAUCUGUUUACUGUGACCUUCUAUGACCUUGACGUUGAUGCAUUGACUGUAACUUUUACAAUUACUAAUGGCGACUGGACUUACUUUACCAUCAAAGAUACCACUGAUGUUUACACAAGUAAUACCCAAAUAGACUAUGAAAGCUUAUCGAGAACAAGCUAUUAUAUUCAGGCCAGGGUGAGUGACGGAAGUUCGACUGCAAGAAGAGGAUUCUGGGUAUACAUCCGGGACAUCAAUGAAGCUCCAACCUUCCAGACCACUGUCUACACGGUCACCGCUAACGAAGGACUGGCGGGUACACAAUUAACGCCAUAUCCUCCGGCUUACGUGUUUACAGACGUGGACGCCACCGACAGCCAUUUCUUCGCCCUCGAUUGUGGCGCUAAUACCCGAUACCUAAGCUUUGACACCAGUAACGGAGCUCUUUCCUUUGGUCGUGCCAUAGAUGUUGAUAAUGGGGCUCCUAGAAUGAUGUCGUGUAAAGUCAAAGUGUACGACAAGGGUUACCUCAGUGAUACGGCAGAUUUGUACGUCACCAUUUAUGACACUAACGAUAAUGCGCCUCGUUUUGAUCAGCAAUACUACACAUAUUCCAUAUCUCCUGGAAUAACCCCGGGGACAGUGGUUGGAUUGAUCACCCUGACGGAUGCAGAUCUUACCGCCCCCCACAACUCAAUAGGGCGUGUCUGGUUUGAAAACCAACCUACGGAUUCAAAUGGACAAAAUUACUUCUCCUACGAUAAUGUCACCAAAGAAUUCACUGUGGCACAGAAUUUGAGCCAGUAUUUCUUUGGAAGUUAUCUCGAGUUCCAACUGAAAGCUCUAGAUCUUGGAUCGCCCCCAUUAGAGGCAACAGCUAAUAUAGUGAUAUUGUUUGAACCGACGACAACGACUAUCGCCGUGACGACAACGGAAAAACCGGGGAGUUUCGGAAAUGAUGCGAAGAAUACGUUGUGGAUGACCGCCGUGGGAAUGGGGGGCGUGGCUAUGUUAGCAACCGGAGGAUAUGUAGCAUUUAAAGCAUUCAGCGGUGCGUCUGGCUUUUCUCCGAUUGGAAAUGGACCCAUCAACGUAUCCUCCGCACCUCAAACUUCUGACCCAGCGGUACCAGAGGACCAGAACAGGCAAAAGAAACCCAAGAAAGCAAAAAGUAAAGGGCGCGACAAAGUCUUCAAGGACAGCAACAUGGUGUGAAAUUUUAAAAAUCAUUUUUUUUCUUUAUAUACAAUCUUUUAACUUUUGCAUAAAACAUAAAAUAAUAUAGUUGAUUUGCCUCUUCAUUGUUAGAAUUGUUAAUCUAGAAAAAAAACAAUUCAUUUUUCAUAUUUGUAAGUUUGUAUUUAUCUUAGAUAAUAUUAGUAGACAUGUGAUCAUUGUGAUGCGAGUUAUUAAUAGGUAUUUAUGCAUUCUUUUUUAGCUGCUAUUAAAUCUCAUAAUACUUCAGAUCAUAUUAUAGAUGCAUUACAAACUGAAUGAGAAGUGCCAACCAUAUUUUUUCUUUAUGUU